Messenger RNA from Syzygium oleosum, 1788 nucleotides. RefSeq names its product GDSL esterase/lipase At4g16230-like. Lineage: Eukaryota; Viridiplantae; Streptophyta; Magnoliopsida; Myrtales; Myrtaceae. The coding region runs from base 183 to 1301 and encodes 372 amino acids. Gene Ontology annotation, molecular function: hydrolase activity, acting on ester bonds. The transcript has 5 exons. The record is from RefSeq and is a predicted model, not a curated record.
AUCAUUGAGUCAUUCAGUCAAUUUCUUCCUGUACCAGAAUCACAUUCUUUUGGCCACUUGCUCUGCCGAAUUCUUUGGCUUCGAAUUCAGUGAGAGAACAGAGAGCAUAGGGACGUACCAGUUCACAUUGAUAUAGCAAAGAAAUUCCAGUGUACUUUGCAUUUCUACUUUUCUUCUUGACAAUGAGUAGAUUCUCUGCUAGACAGCCAUUCAUUGGGUUAACUUCUACAACUUUGAUUCUCUUGGUCCUGCUCCGAAGUUGCUUUGCCAAGAGCGUUCCUGCAAAUUUCGUUUUCGGAGAUUCCUUGGUUGAAGCUGGAAACAACAACUACAUCCCGUCACUUUCGAAGGCUAACUUCAUCCCCAAUGGGAUCGACUUCGGCGGCCCGACGGGACGGUUCACAAACGGAAGAACAAUCAUCGACAUCAUAGGCGAAGAGUUGGGUUUCGAGGAUUAUACUCCUCCAUACCUGGCUCCGACGACGGUUUGGCCCGUCGUCUUGCAGGGGGUCAACUAUGCUUCCGGUGGAGGCGGAAUCCUUAACUCCACUGGACAGAUUUUCGGCGAUCGAAUAAACUUGGAUGCGCAGUUAGAUAAUUUCGAGAAUACAAGGCAAGACAUAAUCUCGGGCAUCGGCAUUUCUGCAGCCACGGAGCUGUUCAAGACAGCCCUCUUCUCGAUCACCAUCGGAUCGAAUGAUUUCAUCAAUAACUACUUGACGCCAGUGAUCUCCGCAGCUGAGCAGAGAUUGAUAUCUCCAGAAGUUUUCGUGAACACAAUGAUUUCCAGAUAUAGGCAGCAACUUCUGAGACUUUAUGAUCUGGGCGCGAGGAGAAUCGUCGUAGCAAAUGUAGGGCCGAUAGGUUGCAUACCGUUCGAGAGGGACACCAAUGGCGCUGACACAGAUUGUUGCAUUGACUUCCCGAAUCAGAUGGCUCAGUUAUUUAAUAACCAAUUGAGAAGCCUUGUUGUAGACCUCGGCUCAAGUUUGGAAGGAUCGAAAUUCGUUUAUGCCGACGUGUAUCGCAUCGUACAAGACAUUAUCGACAAUUAUAUAUCAUACGGUUUCGAAAACCCAAAUUCGGCAUGCUGCUACACUGCAGGUCAGUUCGGGGGUCUGAUACCUUGCGGUCCGCUUUCUAGUGUUUGUCAGGACAGGUCCAAGUAUGUCUUCUGGGAUCCAUACCAUCCUUCGGAUGCUACAAACGUCAUAAUCGCGAAGCGUCUUAUGGAUGGUGGAGUUCAAGAUAUCACGACGAUGAAUAUUCGGCGACUCGUCGAAUCCGGAUCAAAUAAGUAGCGCAAAGUAAGACAUAUAUGGAUGGAUAUAGCUAGUGAUUGAUUCGGGUUUCACCUAAUUGGGUUGGAGAAAGAGUAUGGACUGUGCUUACAUAGAGGAAACGGUAAAUCGUGCACAGGUAUUCAACAGUAUUCAUUUCACAUGAUAUAUGUAACUUGAUACCUGGGGAAAAAGAUGUUCGUCUCAUGCAUGGAAGCUCAAAACAGCGUGUUUCAUCAGAUUGUGUUCAUUGCUUCAUGGAACCAAGAAAUUGCUGUUAUAAGUGCCCAUUUUGAUUGAUACUUGUUGAUCAAGACAAUCCGUGAGAGGAGAUGUUUAAGAAGUAACUCGAGUAAACAUCGAGAGUGGCCACAUACCUUUCGCACUCGGAUACAACUCUCUGUUGAGUAGUUUUGGAAGACCAGAAUUAUAUACUUUGAACUCCCUUUAGAUGUCCUGGUCGUCCUUCAACCACGGCUCUUACGAAGUAACCCAAAUUUCGAAUAAA